Messenger RNA from Spodoptera exigua (beet armyworm), 452 nucleotides. NCBI's taxonomy places the organism in Eukaryota, Metazoa, Arthropoda, Insecta, Lepidoptera, Noctuidae. The record is from the annotation of a GenBank genome assembly.
UACAGAUAACACAAGACAUUUUUUGCAAGAUGGCGUCUCAAUUUUAUAUUUACGCUCUCACUUUGUCACUAGUGAUUUUAAGUGUAAAUUGUUUAUUAAAUAAUUGGCAACAAAGUUCAGAUCUCAUACACGAACAGAAUGCAGCUAGACAUUCUUCUACAAGCCGGUUUAGACGGCAGAGUCCACUACUAGGGAACAAAAACUACGCAAGAGCGGCGGCUGUUCAACCAAGUGUGGUGGUCGUGCCUGGAGUUCCUAACAACGCUUACAGAGGUUCACCUUAUGGAACACAAGGCGUUCCGUAUGGAACUCAGGGAGCUGGUUACGGCGUCAACAGAGCCCCAACCGUGGUAGUCAGCGUACCAGACAACAACUACAUGACUCCGGUAGUAGCCAACCCAUACGUCCCAAGAAUAUAGGCUACGUCAAAACACGAAAAUGGCAUAAGACAC